AUGCUCGGGGCUGGAAGGAUAGACCCUUCCAAUUCAAUCAAGUGUGACAUUAUGUCUUGCCCUAGAGGUAUCAACACCCUUCUUAUAAUUUUUGCAGUGUACGCGUCCUUGCGCCUCGAAUUCGCAGUGCAUUAUAUUAACGGGGUUUACAAAGGGCAACAUAAGUAUCUGUCCCUUGACCAUAUGUCUUUCUCGAAGAGAAAGACCCGCGAAAGAACCGCCCAGCCUGACCGGCAACACCCGCCAUUUUCCUCCCUCCCCCCUGCCUCUUGGUAUGGUUAG
This is a messenger RNA of Aspergillus niger, 282 nucleotides long. RefSeq lists its product as uncharacterized. Bases 1 to 282 code for a protein of 93 amino acids. The transcript has 3 exons. Lineage: Eukaryota; Fungi; Ascomycota; Eurotiomycetes; Eurotiales; Aspergillaceae. The record is from RefSeq and is a predicted model, not a curated record.